AUGUCGAUGGCUUUAGCUUUGAAGAACAAUUGGGUUGUUAGUGCUUCGUCUCAUCGUGGAUACACAAGCAACAAAUUUGAUGGCUGCAUCAAGCUAUUGGCUUGGAACCUCAAUGUGAUCAAGGGGAAGCAAUUCUUGCCCAAAGAAAAGGUUGCUUCAACUGGUUGGCAGGUCACCAGAGCCAUACCGAAAGAUUCCAACAAUGCUAUUCGCCUCCAUAUGAAGAUUAAGUGGUGGGAGAAGGACAUGAAGGCCAACAUGAAAAACAUCAAAUCACAAGAAGAUUUGGAUGAACAACUUCUGAUGGCCGGAGAUAAGCUCACUGUGGUGCACUUCUUUUCCCCUAGCUGUGGAGCUUGUAAGGCCCUACACUCUAAGGCACAUCAAUUUGCUGGGAUGCAUCCAAGACUACAAUUUCUUAUGGUCAACUACGAUGAACAUAUAGAGAUAUGUCACAGGCUCAAUGUCCAUGUCUUGCCAAUGUUCCGCUUUUAUAGAGGUGCAGAAGGCCGUAUCUGUAGCUUCAGCUGCACAAUUUCAACUGUUCAUAAGUUCAAGGCUGCUUUGAAAAGGCAUGGGGUUAAGACAGAGAAUCUUGCAGCAGAAAAGGGCUUGGAAGAAUCUGAACUCAAGAGCUUUGCCUCACAUACUGAUAUCCUAAAUGCAAUUGAUGCUUCACAGAACAUGGAUGGAGAUGUUGGUCCUAUUGCACCCAGCAAUUAA
This is a messenger RNA of Phragmites australis (common reed), 723 nucleotides long. RefSeq names its product thioredoxin-like 1-1, chloroplastic. The transcript is spliced from 4 exons. The coding region runs from base 1 to 723 and encodes 240 amino acids. Gene Ontology annotation, biological process: cell redox homeostasis. The record is from RefSeq and is a predicted model, not a curated record. Lineage: Eukaryota; Viridiplantae; Streptophyta; Magnoliopsida; Poales; Poaceae.